Messenger RNA from Asparagus officinalis (garden asparagus), 1211 nucleotides. RefSeq lists its product as uncharacterized. Lineage: Eukaryota; Viridiplantae; Streptophyta; Magnoliopsida; Asparagales; Asparagaceae. The coding region runs from base 155 to 1033 and encodes 292 amino acids. Gene Ontology annotation, cellular component: membrane. Gene Ontology annotation, biological process: lipid metabolic process. The transcript is spliced from 9 exons. Gene Ontology annotation, molecular function: oxidoreductase activity, acting on the CH-CH group of donors. The record is from RefSeq and is a predicted model, not a curated record.
UGACCACAAUUAUAUUUGGAAUUUGAGCGCACCGUUGUCCCAACAGCAACCGUGUACAAAAUCGCACCAAAACCAAUACCAGAACCAGAUCUCGAAACAAAAUUCGCCGGCAUCGCUUCUUUGCGCCCAAGAAUUCUCAAAGGAAACGAAGAGAAUGGGCACAGUCCUCGACUCCCAUUUCUUGGCCCUCACGGCUCUUGUCACCGUUGGGUAUCAGUUCUUGUUCUUCAUCAUCACAGCGACGCUUAAGAUCGACAAAGUUACUGAUUUCGCAGGUAGCACAAAUUUUAUCAUACUUGGGAUAUUAACUCUUUCCUUGAAAGGGGCAUGGCAUUUCAGACAGAUUGUGUUGACAUUAUUGGUUGUUUUGUGGGGUCUCCGCUUGGGACUGUUUCUACUAAUGAGGAUUUUGCAAUGGGGCGAGGAUCAUCGUUUUGAUGAAAUGCGUAAUAAUCUAGGGAAACUGGCCUUCUUUUGGACAUUCCAGGCUAUCUGGGUCUGGACUGUGAGUUUGCCUCUCACUAUUGUCAAUGCUAGUGACAGAAAUCCAUCAGUUAAACCACAGGAUAUUAUUGGGUGGCUGAUGUGGUUUCUGGGCAUAAUUGUUGAGGCAAUUGCUGAUCAGCAGAAGCUGGCAUUCAAGAACUCUCCCGUCAACAGAGGAAAGUGGUGUAAUGUGGGGCUUUGGAAAUAUUCGAGGCAUCCAAAUUAUUUUGGCGAGAUUUUCCUUUGGUGGGGAAUAUUUGUGGCUUCAACUCCUGUCCUAAGAGGAGCGGAAUGGCUCGUGAUGAUUGGUCCUAUUUUUUUGACACUGCUGCUUCUAUUUGUUAGCGGCAUCCCACUUCUCGAGAAAUCAGCAGAUAAACGGCACGGCAGUUCCGAGGAGUACCGUAUCUACAAACUCACUACCAGCCCUCUUGUUCCCUUGCCACCGGGUGUUUAUGGAAAUUUGCCAUCAUGGUUCAGGGUAGCUUUCCUCUUUGAGUUUCCUCUUUACAACCGAGGAUUUCCCAGUGAUGGAAGGUUAAGCUGACGGCGCUUAGAUUUUUCAUGAGAACUUUAUUCUUAUAUUUCUGUAUAUCACCUGUAUGUCUACGUUCGAGUAUAUAUACCUUUCUUCUUUUUCUGUAGAUAUGGUGUUGAAAGUGGACAACCCUGGCUAGCUAGCAUUAUUGUUUCUUACUUAUUUUGCUUCAUUUAGCUUCGUGAAA